This is a messenger RNA of Erythranthe guttata (spotted monkey flower), 1419 nucleotides long. RefSeq names its product KAR-UP oxidoreductase 1 (gene KUOX1). Lineage: Eukaryota; Viridiplantae; Streptophyta; Magnoliopsida; Lamiales; Phrymaceae. The record is from RefSeq and is a predicted model, not a curated record.
GUGAAAAGACAAAAGCGCUCUCUCCUUAAAUUAAGUCCGCUUACUUCAUGAAAAUCCAAAAAUAGUCCACAACUCAUAAAAGAGGUGAACCAAUACCUUUUCCCAACAUAAAAAAAAUUAUUUAAAAUUACUAUAUAGUCCUGAUACAGAGCAUAAUAGACAUCAUGCAUGCAUGCAUGUAAUAUUUCACAUAUAACCAUCUAUAAAUAUACCUCUUUUGGCAUUGGUUUUAAUUCAUCUAUUAUUAUUUAUUUUUAUUACAUCCAACUUGUUGUUUCUUUCCUUUAAUUUUUCUGCACAUAUUUUCCUCUAAAUACUAUUUUUUUUCCAAGUAUGGAGAAGAAGAACGCCGACGAGAGUUCUAGCUCAUUUCCGAUGGGCGAAACCGCACAAGAACUAGGGUUUACUUACGUACCAAAAUGCUACCAAGUACAAACUUCAGACAUGCCUAGUGCGCACCCAAUAAAUGUCGCGAAUGUUCCGCUAAUCGACUUGUCUGGCAUGAACGAUCCAUCCAGACGAUCGAUCCUCGUAGACGAAAUUGCCAAGGCUUGUCGCCAUAGUGGUUUCUUCCAAGUUAUAAAUCAUGGGAUACCGGAGGGAAUAGUUGAUGGAGCAAUUAGGGCAGCAUCCGAUUUCUUCAAUAUGCCGACGAAAGAAAAGGCGGAAUACAUGUCGAACGAUGUCCACAAUCCGGUGAGAUAUGGAACAAGUUUAAAGGAUGGAGAAGAUAAGGUUCAAUUUUGGAGGGUUUUUCUUAAGCACUAUGCUCACCCUCUCCAGGAUUGGGUUGGAUUGUGGCCUCAUAAUCCACCUGAUUACAGACAAAAAAUGGGAGAUUACGUGGAAGCAUCACAGAAGCUAGCCCAGACGAUAACGGGCCUGAUAACCGAAUCCCUCGGGCUAGGCCCGAAAUACUUGAGCACCAAACUAGACCAAGGAAUGCAAGUGAUGGCCGUCAACUGCUACCCACCGUGCCCGCAGCCGCAGCACGCGCUGGGCCUGCCUCCGCACUCCGACUACGGCUGCCUGACGACGAUCCUCCAGGAAUCUCCGGGCCUACAAAUCCUCGACCCGGCCGACGAUUCGUGGAGAUCCGUACCCGUGAUCCACGGGGCGAUCCAGGUCCACAUUGGGGAUCAAUUGGAGGUGUUGAGUAAUGGGAGGUACAAAAGCGUGGUUCAUCGAGUGACGCUUAAUAGCGAGAAGACGAGGAUUUCGGUUGCCGGGCUUCAUACUUUGGGAAUGGAUGUGAAAAUGAAGACGGCUGAGGAGAUGGUUGAUGAAGAGAAUCUGGUUUGUUACAAAGAGAGCUGUUUUAGGGAUUUUCUUGAUUUUAUUUCCAAUAAUGAUAUUGGACAAGGGAAUAACUUCAUGGAUACAAUCAAGAUUCCUAAGUGAUGUAUUUUUUUUUUUUUU